This is a messenger RNA of Leopardus geoffroyi (Geoffroy's cat), 2077 nucleotides long. It is a transcript of the gene MAPK12, whose product is annotated as mitogen-activated protein kinase 12. Bases 505 to 1527 code for a protein of 340 amino acids. The transcript is spliced from 10 exons. Gene Ontology annotation, biological process: MAPK cascade; protein phosphorylation. The record is from RefSeq and is a predicted model, not a curated record. NCBI's taxonomy places the organism in Eukaryota, Metazoa, Chordata, Mammalia, Carnivora, Felidae. Gene Ontology annotation, molecular function: ATP binding; MAP kinase activity. Gene Ontology annotation, cellular component: cytoplasm; nucleus.
GAGGGCUGGGCAGGGCAGAGGGGUGUUGGGUUGCUCUUGGGUGCUGACUCGGGUUCUGUGUUGGCAUGUGGGCCUGUCCCUGCGGCCCAGGGGGGUCGGGAUGCACACUGCCCACCCCUUCCCCACACCACAGUCCACCCCCUGCCACGCACCCCUGGGACCCACGGCAGCUGGGUGCAGCCCGGGCCUCCUUGGACCACGCUUGGCACGGGCUGUCCAGUGCUGGAGGUGUGAGCGUUGGACCUGCGUCGGUUAGCCAGCAGGCCCCGUGCUCUGGGACCCUGGCGUCAAGUAUGUGGCUUUGUAACUGGAGCUGCUGACCUUUGCUGGCAGGCAGGGGAGGGGCGGCAGGGGGCCUGCCUGUGGCUGCCAUCCCUGGAUUCAUACUGUCGUCGGCCAAGCCUGGGGGCUGAGCCUGGGAAGGGCUGAGGACAGGCUCCUUGCCGUCUGACCUUGCGGAGGUCGAGGACACACAUAGGCCUCAGUGUCCUGGCGAGGUGUUAAAUGUCUCUGCUCUGUGUCUCUCUCCCUCCACCUACAGGCCCAGCCUGCUCCUCUGAGCCACGUGUCCUCCUGUCCCCACCCCUGCCCACAGGCACUUCCCUCCUUCCCCUUGCACCCUCUUCUGUCUGUGAUCCCUGGUGCUCCCAAACCCUAGCCUCCAUGUGGCCCUGCAGGAAACCCCAGAACACGGUCCUGACGCACCUGACGUUCUGGGGCAGGUGUGCGUUGGGAAGUUACCUGGUGAUGCCGUUCAUGGGCACUGACCUGGGCAAACUCAUGAAGCACGAGAAGCUGAGCGAGGACCGAAUCCAGUUCCUUGUCUACCAGAUGCUGAAGGGGCUAAAGUACAUCCAUGCUGCUGGCAUCAUCCACAGGGACCUGAAGCCUGGCAAUCUGGCAGUGAAUGAGGACUGUGAGCUGAAGAUCCUGGACUUCGGCUUGGCCAGGCAGGCCGACAGCGAGAUGACUGGGUACGUGGUGACCCGGUGGUACCGUGCACCUGAGGUCAUCUUGAAUUGGAUGCACUACACCCAGACGGUGGACAUCUGGUCAGCGGGCUGCAUCAUGGCAGAGAUGAUCACAGGGAAGACGCUGUUCAAGGGCAGUGACCACCUGGACCAGCUGAAGGAGAUCAUGAAGGUGACAGGGACUCCUCCCGAUGAAUUUGUGCAGAGGCUGCAGAGUGCCGAGGCGAAGAACUACAUGAAGGGCCUCCCCGAGCUGGAGAAGAAGGAUUUUGCCUCCAUCCUGACUAACGCAAGUCCUCUGGCUGUGAACCUCCUGGAGAAAAUGCUGGUACUGGAUGCAGAACGGCGGGUGACUGCGGCCGAGGCGCUCACACACCCCUACUUCGAGUCACUGCAGGACACGGAGGAUGAACCCAAGGCCCAGAAGUACGACGAGUCCUUUGACGAUGUGGAUCGCACGCUGGACGAGUGGAAGCGUGUCACAUAUAAGGAAGUGCUCAGCUUCAAGCCUCCCCGGCAGCUGGGGACCAAGGUGUCCAAGGAGACAGCGCUGUGAAGACCCCUGGGCCCUGAGAGCAGUGGGGAGGGGGCCUUGAGGACCCUGGCUGGGGCUUCCACCUGGAAGGGGAUCCUGAUUAUCACUGUGACUCUGGCUGGGGUUUGCAUCCCAGGAGACCUAUGGUUCCAUGGACCCCCUCCCCCAGCCGUUACCCUGCUCUCAAGGCUACCACCUCAGUCUAACCUUGGGGGGGGGGGGCAUCUGGACCUUCUGAACAGGACGCCAAACUGACCUGGGACUGGCCUCUGACUCCCUGGGCAGUGGUCCCCUUCCCCAGGUGCAACAAGAAGCCUCAGAGCCCGUGGGGGAUGGGGGUGGUGAGGCUUGGGUCAAGGCUUGGCCUGACCCUGUCUGCUCCAGCCCCUGCUGGAACCCAGUUCGCACAGCUGAAAGAGACACACAGGGAGGGCACUGAGUGCCUACUCAGGGACGUCUCUCCUGGGGGGCGUUGGUGUGGACUCUCCUGAACCCCCAGCCCGGAAUGUAAAUUGGCCCUGUGCUAUGCCCACAUGACGGGAAGGAAAUAAACCCUUUUGUAGAGAUCCCA